AUGAAGGUGAUGGUUGUAUUGUUACUUGCUAUAUUCAGUUCUUACGCCUAUGAAGUCGACGCAGCGGACGUUGAACUUUUUACUAGCGAUGACGCAGAGGAGUUUGCGUUGAACGAUGUUUCAUAUGAGAAUGAGGAACAUGAGGCUGAGGACAUGAACGAAUUUGACGACAACGAGGACGCGACUGACGAUGAUGAUGACAACGAGGACGAAGAAGACGAUGACUCGAAGUUCGACGAGUACGAACUUGGUGACGACGACGAUGAUUUGUAUCUCGAAGACGACUUGGACGCCGAGAUCGAAGAGGAUAUGGAAGCCCUCGAGGCCGAAGAUUCUGAGUUUGACGAAGAAGACGAUGAUGAAGAGGAAGAGGAUGACAACGAAACAAACGGCGAGGAUGAUUUGGAGUAUCAACUCGGUGACGACUUCUUCUCAUAUUAUGGAAAUGCUUACUACACAGACCCAUUCGUACAAUUCUUUGACGGAUUCUCAGGCAACUUCUAUGGCCUCCCUUAUGCACUUUAA
Entamoeba invadens IP1 is the source of this 525-nucleotide messenger RNA. RefSeq lists its product as hypothetical. Lineage: Eukaryota; Evosea; Mastigamoebida; Endamoebidae. The transcript is spliced from 2 exons. The record is from RefSeq and is a predicted model, not a curated record. Bases 1 to 525 code for a protein of 174 amino acids.